UACCAACUGUAAUAAAUGAGUCUGUGGGCUGCUGGCCUCUGGCCUGCUUUCAUCCAACUCCUGGGGUAUGUGUGGGUGACUCCACACCUCUUGGCCCUACCACACUCCUCCUCUCAGAACAAAUCAACCUCGACACUAUACAAACCGUUUCUUGUUGCGUAUGUGAAGCCCUGCUUCUCCAGAACUAGAGUGGUAUUAAAGAUAAUAAAACAUUAUCAAGAAGAAGGUCAAGGAACUGAGGUUGUUCAAGGAGUGCUUUUAGGACUGGUUGUAGAAGAUCGGCUUGAAAUCACCAACUGCUUUCCUUUCCCCCAGCACACGGAGGAUGAUGCCGACUUUGAUGAAGUCCAGUAUCAGAUGGAAAUGAUGCGGAGCCUUCGCCAUGUAAACAUUGAUCACCUCCACGUGGGCUGGUACCAGUCCACAUACUAUGGUUCAUUCGUCACCCGGGCUCUCCUGGAUUCUCAGUUCAGUUACCAGCAUGCCAUUGAAGAAUCUGUUGUUCUCAUUUACGAUCCCAUAAAAACUGCCCAAGGGUCCCUGUCACUAAAGGCAUACAGACUGACUCCCAAGCUGAUGGAAGUUUGUAAAGAGAAGGAUUUUUCCCCUGAAGCAUUGAAAAAGGCAAAUAUCACCUUUGAGCACAUGUUUGAAGAAGUGCCGAUUGUAAUUAAAAAUUCACAUCUGAUCAAUGUCCUAAUGUGGGAGCUUGAGAAGAAAUCGGCUGUAGCAGACAAACAUGAACUGCUCAGUCUUGCCAGCAGCAAUCACUUGGGAAAAAAUCUACAGUUGCUGAUGGACAGAGUGGAUGAAAUGAGCCAAGAUAUAGUUAAAUAUAACACAUACAUGAGGAAUACAAGUAAACAGCAGCAGCAGAAACAUCAGUAUCAGCAGCGUCGGCAGCAGGAGAAUAUGCAGCGCCAGAGUCGAGGAGAACCCCCACUCCCAGAGGAAGACCUGUCCAAGCUCUUCAAACCACCCCAGCCACCUGCCAGGAUGGACUCCCUGCUCAUUGCAGGCCAAAUUAAUACUUACUGCCAGAACAUCAAGGAGUUUACUGCCCAGAACUUGGGCAAACUCUUCAUGGCCCAGGCUCUUCAAGAAUACAACAACUAAGAGAAGGAAGUUUCCAGAAAAGGAGUUAACAUGGACUCUUCAGCAACUCUUAGAAGAAGUCUAUUUGUAUUUUCUGAAGCACAGAGAAUUCCUUUAAUGUUAUUGCUGUCUUUGUAACCAAUAAUAAAAUAAAACAAAAUCUUGA
This is a messenger RNA of Oryctolagus cuniculus (rabbit), 1261 nucleotides long. NCBI's taxonomy places the organism in Eukaryota, Metazoa, Chordata, Mammalia, Lagomorpha, Leporidae. The record is from RefSeq and is a predicted model, not a curated record.